Messenger RNA from Rhizopus microsporus ATCC 52813, 1162 nucleotides. RefSeq lists its product as uncharacterized. The transcript has 4 exons. Lineage: Eukaryota; Fungi; Mucoromycota; Mucoromycetes; Mucorales; Rhizopodaceae. Gene Ontology annotation, molecular function: U12 snRNA binding; pre-mRNA intronic binding. The record is from RefSeq and is a predicted model, not a curated record. Gene Ontology annotation, cellular component: U12-type spliceosomal complex. The coding region runs from base 114 to 1130 and encodes 338 amino acids. Gene Ontology annotation, biological process: mRNA splicing, via spliceosome.
ACUUUACAAGAAUCAAGUUUUCGUUAAUCUUCAUGUAUAAAAAGAGAGAGAGAGAGGAAGAGGGAAAAGAGUGACUUUUUCUCUUUCUUUUUUUUUUUUAUUUAUAUAUUUAAAUGAGUGAAAUAAUUACCUUGCUUGUCAAACAUGUACCCGAAUUCAUUACUCAAUCACCUGAAUUACAAAAGAACUACUUUAAACCUUACAAGCCAAUAGCCACACGAUUUAUGCAAACUGCAGCCAUGCCUGGAUUUGUAUUCAUUGACUUUGCCAAUCGUCAUGCGGCUGAAGAAGCUUACAAGGAACUGAAAAAGAUUCACUUUGGUCUAUACUUUAAACCGAUUCAAGUAGAAUAUGCCAAACCUGAUCCAAGCGGGCAAAAGGAACUUCCAUCAUCAACACCACUUGAAUCACCUGAGCCGAUCGCGCCUUUACAAGGCAUCGACUACCCAUCAAACCCACAUUUGAGAUACUUAUACCCUGACCCAACUCCCGAAAUACUGACCAACAUCACACAUGCUAUCGGCUCAGUUCCUCGACUGUACACACAGGUUCUUCACUUGAUGAACAAGAUGAACCUGCCACCUCCAUUUGGCCCACUUGUCAAACAAGCUGUACCGAUAUUAAGGAAACGGAAAGAGGACGCGUUGCUGUCGAGUGACGAAUCUGAGCUUGAAGAGGAAACACCACAGGAUACGUCCAAGGAACAGGAGGAGCGUGUAAAGGAGGCGAGACAGGCGCGUAUCGCGGCUGAAAAGCAACGAUUGGCGCUAAAAAAGGCAAAAGAGAAUCAACAGAUACAGCAAAUCCAGCGUCAAUGUCUUCCACUGGAGCAACUGACUCACUUGGCCGCCUUCAAGAACUAUGAGCCGGGUGAAGUGUCAAAUAGGCUGUAUAUCAAAAACCUGCACAAGAAGACGACCGAACAGGAUCUUAUUGAGAUAUACUCGGUCUUUUCGAAUGAUAUCAAGGUCAAUUUGAUGACCAAGGGUAGGCUUAGAGAUCAGGCCUUCGUUACUCUACCGGAUGAAAACGUUGCUAAGCUAGCAUUACAGUCUACAAAUGGAUAUGUCCUACAUGAUCGUCCAAUGGCUGUCGUCUUUAGUAAAAAUCGAGAUAAAGUUCAACAUUGAAAAGGUAUUCCUUUUUUUUUUUUCUUGGUCAA